AUGCCGUCAAGUCAGGUCCCUCGGGGAAAAGUAAAGCUAGAAAUCGAGUCUCUGGGCACUGUUCAAGGGCUCGAGUUCUCAUCCGGAGUGCGUCAGUUCACAGGGAUUCCAUAUGCCACAUUGACAAAGCGAUGGACGCGUUCAUGCCUCAAUACUUCCUGGCCGGAGAACUUUCAUGAUGUAACAAAACUGGGAUGCAGUGCCCCCAAUCCGCCUGAAUACAACGCCCCUAGGCCUGAUCUGCUCGUUCCGGUUGCUCUGGUUCCCCACCAUGGAACUCCCCCGGAGGACGAGCUCAAUUGUCUGGUCAUGAGUAUUGCGGUACCUCCCGUCCAGACUAGAGGUGCUGCUAAAUUUCCCGUCAUGGUAUACAUUCACGGCGGGUCCUUUCUUUACGGCGGCGCUAACAGGCCCGUAUUCGACGGAGUCAACUUCGUCUCUCACUCUGUAGCUCGCAAUACCCCGGUGGUUGCUGUGAACUUCAACUACCGUGUCGGCCUGGGAGGCUUCCUUGCUUCUGCUGCCAUCAAGUCCGAUCUCGAGCGCGACGGCUACGAAGGAGUGGGCAAUUUCGGCCUGUAUGACCAGCAGGUUGCUCUGCAAUGGGUGAACCGCUAUAUAGCUUCGUUUGGGGGCGACCCGGAUAAUAUCACCAUCUAUGGAGAGUCCGCAGGGGGUAUGAGCGUCUCUCACCAAGUCGCAGCCAGGAACCCAGCCCCCUUUCAUCGCGCUAUAGCCAUGUCCGGCCACCUUAACACUAUUCCGACGUGGUCGUUGGCACAGCACGAGAAACACUAUCGAGCCCUUCUUACUUACCUGGGCAUCGAUCCGGACUCACCAGCCUCUCUGGAUCAGUUGCGCGCCGUUCCGCAAGACGUCGUUGCCGCGGCGACCUUGCCAGUGGAAGGCGUUUUCGUCGCGACCGGUAAUCCGUGCAACGAUGGUGUGUUCCACACACAGGCUCCAUCCUUUAACAAGAUCGGAUCUCCUCCCAAAUGGCUCAAAUCAUACAUGAUCGGUGAUACUUACGACGAAGGGAUGAUCCUGCGCCAGGCCUUCGCAGAGGAAGAUUUUUCUUCGUUGAGGUCAUAA
This is a messenger RNA of Monascus purpureus, 1092 nucleotides long. NCBI's taxonomy places the organism in Eukaryota, Fungi, Ascomycota, Eurotiomycetes, Eurotiales, Aspergillaceae. The record is from the annotation of a GenBank genome assembly.